AUGGCUGCUACGAGGAGACUUCAAAAGGAACUAAACGACAUACGACAAUCUGGAUUGAAAUCAUUUAGAGAUAUUCAAGUAGAUGAAUCUAAUAUCCUUACAUGGCAAGGGUUGAUUGUUCCUGACAAUCCACCAUACAAUAAAGGUGCUUUUCGUAUUGAGAUAAAUUUUCCAGCGGAAUAUCCAUUUAAGCCACCUAAAAUUAGUUUCAAGACAAAAAUUUAUCAUCCUAAUAUUGAUGAGAAAGGUCAAGUGUGUUUACCAAUUAUAAGUGCUGAAAACUGGAAGCCUGCUACUAAGACUGAUCAAGUUAUUCAAGCACUAGUUGCCCUUGUAAAUGAUCCAGAACCGGAACAUCCUUUACGUGCUGAACUUGCUGAAGAAUUUUUGAAAGACAGGAAAAAAUUUACAAAGAAUGCAGAAGAGUUUACUAAAAAACAUAGUGAAAAACGACCAUCUGAUUAA
Parnassius mnemosyne (clouded apollo) is the source of this 465-nucleotide messenger RNA. Lineage: Eukaryota; Metazoa; Arthropoda; Insecta; Lepidoptera; Papilionidae. The record is from the annotation of a GenBank genome assembly.